AUGGACCCUCAAAGAAACAUACAAGAACUAUCGUCCAGUAAGAGUGAUCGUAAAAAGGUUCGGGAUCGAAAGAAGAAUUUAAUCAAGAAAGCCGAGGAGCUUUCAAAACUUUGUGGUGUUGAUGUAUGCUUGAUCCUCUACCAACGCCAAAGUACUGUAGCAGAGACUUGGCCCCAAGAUCCUGCGCAAGUCAAACGCAUUAUCACUGGGUACAAGGCAAACCCGGCAAUCAGAGAUGCUAGCAUUCCUUCAUUGGAGACAAGGGGUUUGGCAGAAACCAAGCCUCGAAAGUCAGAUAGUGGUCGUGAGAAUGUUAUUAAUAAUUCCGAUGAGGAGAGGGAGAUGUUGUACCCGACAUGGGAUGAUCGAUUAGAUUACUGUUCUGAGGACGAAUUGUUUAGACUGGUUGCUUCCUUGGAUGCAAAGCUAGAAGCUUCAACAAAGAGGAUUGAUUCACUAUCGAUGAAAAGCUGUAGCGGUUUUGUGACCCCAAAAAACAAAAACAGCAAAGCUGGUGCACUUGAUCAUCAUGACAAGGUGAAUUCGAACUUGAACUUGGUCCCUUUUCAUGAGAUUAAUGAUCUUGAUGAUCCAAGAUCAUCCAGAAACUACAGUAGUACUUCAACCAUGCAAUUCAGGAGGUCUCCUUAUAUGCAAUAA
Messenger RNA from Rosa rugosa (rugosa rose), 660 nucleotides. RefSeq names its product agamous-like MADS-box protein AGL82. Lineage: Eukaryota; Viridiplantae; Streptophyta; Magnoliopsida; Rosales; Rosaceae. The record is from RefSeq and is a predicted model, not a curated record. Gene Ontology annotation, molecular function: protein dimerization activity; DNA binding. The transcript has a single exon. Bases 1 to 660 code for a protein of 219 amino acids.